Messenger RNA from Triplophysa rosa, 618 nucleotides. RefSeq lists its product as uncharacterized. NCBI's taxonomy places the organism in Eukaryota, Metazoa, Chordata, Actinopteri, Cypriniformes, Nemacheilidae. Bases 9 to 617 code for a protein of 202 amino acids. The transcript has 3 exons. The record is from RefSeq and is a predicted model, not a curated record.
UCCAGGAGAUGAUGUCAGAUGACUGGUUCAUUGGAGUCGAGGAAGUUCCAUUUGAUUCACUCCCCGAAGGAGUUCUUAUGGCGACUCGUAAAUCUGAUGGAGAAAAAAUCUCACAGAUGCAAGAUUCUCGCCUUUCUGAGAGGUCGUUCGAUGUCAUGGACCCAAGCACCCUUGACAGCAAACUAUUGAGAGAUCUGUCAACCCAACUCAUCAUAAUGAGCGCUUCCACGGUUGAAGACUUCCGGCCGGAGGUUUUCAAAAAAGUGCUUUGCGUUCUGUACACACAUGGGAUGCCUAAUAGAAGUCUAGAUAAGAGAACCCUGGAAGGAACACAUGAAGAUGCCAAAAGAAUCACCCGAGAACUGUUACUGGGGAUCCAGAGGAGAAUUGCCAAUGGAUCUCUGAUUCUGACAGAAGAGGAUGAAGUCCUGUCCGACCGAGACAUGCAGUCUGUUAUAUCAGAUCUUUUAAGACUGCUUGAGGACCAAUCCAUCCAUCCAGAACCUCAUGAUGACCCUGAAUGUCUUCGUCAAAUAAGAAAAGAAAAGAAGACAAAAGCAGUCAAAUGCAGUUUCAGAAGAAACUGGAACAGGGUAAAAAACACCUUUAGCAGUUGAG